Phytophthora sojae is the source of this 621-nucleotide messenger RNA. RefSeq lists its product as hypothetical. Bases 1 to 621 code for a protein of 206 amino acids. The transcript is spliced from 2 exons. The record is from RefSeq and is a predicted model, not a curated record. NCBI's taxonomy places the organism in Eukaryota, Oomycota, Peronosporomycetes, Peronosporales, Peronosporaceae.
AUGGCGAACUAUCCGGAGAAGAAGGACAGUGGACGUGCUAAGCCGGAAGUCUCUGAGUUCAAAAGGUGGCAAGGACACAAACCUAGUGGCAAUGACAACAACAAACGUGGCCGUAAGGGCGUGAGCGCUCUGAGCUGUCAUGUGCGUGGUGUUGCGAUACCUGUGGUCGCCGCAGUGACUGGCCGAUCCCCAGCAGGUACCGAAGUGGAGUGGGUGCUGGAUUCGGCUAGCGAGGUGCACGUGUGCAACCAGCGCGCGACACUGCACAAUGGACGAGUUGACGAAGUGCAUGUAUUCCAAGGAUACGAUGGAGGAAUAGGAGAAAACAAGGAGGUUGGUGAUGUUACGUUGCGUGUGAAGAACAACAAAUCGCCGCAUGCUGAAGUGAUGUUGCCAUUUAAGAAUGUGCUGCUCACACCUGCUGCUCCUGAUAAUUUGUUGAGCAUGGACAAAUUGGAGACGGACGGGUGGAGUGUGAAGUUCGGCCUUCUGAAUUCUCAGCGUAGAGCACGUGGAGUUGCUGCUGGUGAAGUCCAACCGCCGCUACCGGCUGAAGGCAACUGCGGUCGCAGUGUACGCAGUGACGGCAUUGCAGAGCGAGGUGCCGCAGCCUGUGAGUGA